Molecule: messenger RNA, 303 nt
Organism: Eutrema salsugineum
Lineage: Eukaryota; Viridiplantae; Streptophyta; Magnoliopsida; Brassicales; Brassicaceae
Product: elicitor peptide 4
Exons: 3
Biological process (GO): innate immune response
Source: RefSeq, a predicted model, not a curated record
AUGACAAAGGAUAACUUGAACUCUGUGAAGCGGAUACCAGAAGAAGAAGAAGAAGAAGAAGAAGAAGAAGGAAUUUCGAUCCCUUUUAAGUUCAUUCACCAAACUCUCCGAUCUCUCUUACUCAAGCUCUUCGGUCUCCGAUCUCCUUCUCAUCAUAAUAUUCAGGAAGAGGAGGAGGAAGAUGAAGAAGAAGUUGAGAUUGUGGAAGUGUCAUCAAGGGGACUUCCAGCGAAACCAAAACAACUGAAUAAGUCGAGAGCCAGUUCCGGCAAGCCUGGAGGUAUCAACUAGAAGCCUUUCUAG